This is a messenger RNA of Eremomyces bilateralis CBS 781.70, 1158 nucleotides long. Its product is annotated as sterigmatocystin biosynthesis dehydrogenase stcV. Bases 1 to 1158 code for a protein of 385 amino acids. The transcript is spliced from 4 exons. NCBI's taxonomy places the organism in Eukaryota, Fungi, Ascomycota, Dothideomycetes, Eremomycetales, Eremomycetaceae. The record is from RefSeq and is a predicted model, not a curated record.
AUGUCACUUUUCGCACCUGCACCGAAGCCAAAGUGCCUUCUCGGCUACCAUCGCGUGCUGGCACCAUCGGCCGGCGCCAAAAUCUCGCCGCUAUGCUUGGGAACGAUGAAUUUCGGCGACGCGUGGAAGGAGUUCAUGGGCGAGUGCAGCAAAGAGCGAUCGUUCGAGGUGCUUGAUGCAUUUUACGAGCUGGGAGGCAACUUCCUUGAUACGGCAAAUAACUACCAGGAUGAGGAGUCAGAGAUCUGGAUAGGCGAGUGGAUGAAGGCUCGAGGCAAUCGAGAGCAGCUAGUACUUGCUACAAAGUACACGACAGGUUUCCGCAACGCACAUCGCGAUAGGGAGCCACUGCAGUCUAACUACGUCGGUAACUCAAUGAAGAGCAUGCGAACUUCAGUCGAGCACAGCCUCAAGAAGCUUCAAACCGACUACAUCGACCUCCUCUAUCUCCACUGGUGGGACUUCACCGCCUCCGUUGAAGAGGUCAUGCACGGCCUUAAUAACCUCAUCACCUCCGGUAAGGUCCUCUAUCUCGGUGUCUCUGAUACCCCGGCCUGGAUCGUCGUGAAGGCGAACGACUACGCUAAAGCCAACGGCUUGCGACCCUUCUCGGUGUAUCAAGGCAAGUGGAACGCUGGGUUCAGGGAUAUGGAGAGGGAGAUCAUGCCAAUGUGCCGUGACCAAGGUAUGGCCAUUUGCCCAUGGGCACCACUUGGGGCGGGCAAGUUCAAGUCUGCGGAGGCCCGGAAGUCAGGUGAGAAGGGCAGUACCCGUGGUUCCGAAUUAUCGGAGAACGACACCAAGAUCUCGGAUGCUCUGGAGUCGAUGGGGAAGAAGAAGAAUACCAGCCUUCACGCAAUCGCCCUUGCAUACGUGAUGCACAAGGCGCCCUACGUCCACCCGAUUGUCGGUCAGCGAAGCGUCAAGCAUCUGAAGUCCAACAUCGAUGCAUUGAGCGUGUCACUGUCUGACGAAGACAUCAAGGCUAUUGAUGGGUCAGUGCCCUUUGAUAUCGGCUUCCCGAUGAGUUUCAUCUUCGGAGAAUACAAUUCCACCGCCACCGCCUCUGAUGUUCUCCUGACGAGAUCGACUGCGCUGAUCGAUGUACCGCCUAACCCUGCGCCGACGCGGCCACAUGACAAGGAUGACAUCGCUUGA